Schistocerca gregaria is the source of this 11253-nucleotide messenger RNA. Its product is annotated as formin-binding protein 4-like. Bases 484 to 4317 code for a protein of 1277 amino acids. The transcript is spliced from 12 exons. Gene Ontology annotation, molecular function: protein binding. The record is from RefSeq and is a predicted model, not a curated record. NCBI's taxonomy places the organism in Eukaryota, Metazoa, Arthropoda, Insecta, Orthoptera, Acrididae.
UAGUAACAUCUUUGCUGUGUUGCAAGUCAGUGAUAGUUUGUAAGGUAAACAUAUGAAAGGCGAUGCGGCGACAGUUAAUUUAUUUAUCAUCAUUGUUUUUGUAAGCGUUGACACACGAUUGCAGAGUGCAAGCAAAUUCCUCAAAUUGAAGCGCUUGUCACGUGUGGUGUAUUGUCUAGUAAGUGAAGACGUUUGACUCAGAAAUUUAGGUUAUGUGCUUUAUAAAUGUGUUGGGAUCUGUGCAAUUAUACAACAGAAAAUAAAUUUCAGUGCCGUUAAGGUACAGGUACUUAGAAUGAAGUGAUAUAUAGUUAGCGUCGUGUUGUGGAAAAAAAAAGGGUACUGAGUACAAGGAUGCGGUUCCAGUUUGGUACGAAAUGUGUAGACGGAGAUAAGAAAGCGAAGUGUCUUUUAGCGAUAAAAGUUCGUGUUUUGCAGUGGAUGUUGUGACAAAUAUUGUUUUGGUGUACACAUCUUGGAGGAAUGAUAAUGGAGGCAGAUCACAAGGAGCAAAGCACCGCGUCGAAGCAGAAGAUGGACACCGCAGAUAACGCAGAAACACACCGGAAAUCUUGGCAGUCAAAAUAUCAAAGCAUCUGCCAAGAAUAUUCCAGCAGAGUAGAGGAAAUAAAAAAAUCACGAAGUCCUGAUGCUGAUUCUCAUCAACCAAAGAAUAAAAAUCCUCUUAUUGGACUUCUUUCUGAAUACAACUCGGAUUCUGAAUCUGAAGAAGCUGAAAAUACUGCAUCACAUAAUAAUGCACCACCAACACCAUCAGCACCUAAAAAGCAGCUUACUGAUGAACUAUCGUAUUUUCUGCAGGAAAUACAGACACUGUCAUCUGAAGACAAGACUUCUGAGACGCCUACAGUGCCUGCUCCAGCUGAGAACAUGAGUUCUGCUGUCGCUCGAGUAGAUGAAAUGCAUCCUGCUGCUCCUGGUGAAAUGCAACAUUUUGAGGAGCAGUUGUCUUACAUGGAGGUUCCAAUGACAUCAUGGCAGGAAUGUUAUGAUGAAAAUUCUGGCUAUGUCUACUACUGGAAUGUUGAAACAAAUGAAGUUAGUUGGGAGAUGCCCGCAGCAUACCAAUACUAUUUUCUCCAACAUCAGCAUUGGAUGCAACAAACUCAGAUGCCAAUGAUGCUUCCCGAGUAUGGUGUUCUUCCUAACAUGCAAACCCCAGCUGUUAUUGAAGCACCAGCUGUGUUAAAAAGGCCUAUAAAUCAAAAAAAAAUUAUCUCCAUAGAACAGCACAAGAAAAACUUAAAGAAAAGAAAGAAGAAGAAACAUGCAAAGUCCAAACCAGAUGACUCAGAUGAAGAGAAGAUUGAAAUGAUUACUUCAUAUGGGCCCCCAAGUGAAGAUGAAUCUGAUGAAAGCAUGCCAGAGAAGAAGAAAAAGAAGAGGCAUCAUCAGGCAGGUGUUUCAGCUGUACAUUGCCCAGUCUUCCCCCAAACAACAUUGGGUCCACAGCCACUGGUAAAGCCACAAAAAUUGCCCACUAAGGAGGCUCAGUUCAGCAAGCAACACCCUCAGUCUAUUUCAGCUUGUAUAGCUGCUUUACAGCACAAAGAAGAUAUUCCCCCUGAAGGUGAUGGAGUCCAACCAGUUGAAGGAGGAGCUGACACAGAAUCACAAGGAGCUGUGACAGAUCAUAAGAAAUCACCAACUUCAAAAAUUGAAGGUGAAGAAAAGGCAAGCCCAAGGUUAAACAGCAUACCCACUACAUCUGUCAAUUCAGAGGAGAGAGAGCCAGCUGAAGGCAAUCCUGAACAGCUGUCUUCUUCUCAUGUUGAAACAGAAUUAAGUGGUGCAAGUGUAUGUACAGAUCCAUCCAGUUUACAAAACAAAACAGAUGUCUCAGAAAGUUUAGCAGGUGAAAUUUCUGCUGCAGAAAAUUUUUCUGCUGAUGAUGUGAAUGCAAAAGCAAAUGUAGACAAUGAAGAUAAAACAAUUACAGAAAAUCAAACAGAACAGUCAACUAAUAGAAAAGAUGAAUUGGAAACUGAUGAUGCAGAGAAUAAUUCCACAAAGGAAAAUGUUGAGAAAACAGGAUCUUUCGCUUUGAUAGCGGGCUAUGGAGAUGAUUCAGAUAUAGAAGAAGAGAAAAAAGAGAUCUUGUCCAGGAAAAAUGUAACAAAUGAAAGGAAGCAAGAGGUGAAGCCAACAAUAGAAUCUCAUAAAUCACCUGUUGCAAUGAUUCACAUUUCUAGUACCACUACACAUUCUUCAACAACAGACACACUGUCUGAAACUGACUCAACAGAUCAGAAAAGUAAAGUGCCUUUUUUGAAACCAUUUGUUCCUAGUGCCACCGUUUCAGAAAAUGAUCCGAAUGUAACAUCAGAUGUAGCUGCUGCUGUAACAGAAAUGGCAGUCACAACAGCUGCAUCCUAUAGGUCAAGUCUAGAUAAUAGUGGACGCAGGGGCCUUGGUUUUGAGCCAAGAGAAUCAGAUAAUCAUGAGAACUAUGAGUUGGAUUCACCUGUACAGUUAUGUGCUGCAGUUGCUGUGCAGAAUGCCUUCCAGAACCAUGGAAAUAUGAUAAAUUUUGUCAAAGCAGAAACCUUGGUUCCAUCUACUCACACUCAGGACUUAGAAAACAACAAAGAGGAGGAGGCAGGGAAGACACCCACAGUGCAAGAAGAAAAAGAAGGUAAUGGAAUUACUGGACAGAUAGCAGACAUGUCAGGGGUAAUAAUAGAAAAAGUAACAUUUUUAGCAGAAGGAAAAGAAGCUGUGUCUGCUGUUCAAACAAUUGGCAUUCAAGUGCAGACACUAUUAACAGCCUGGGAACAUGGAAGCCUGUGUGAGAAUUACUUCUCACAGUGGUUAGCUGACACCAUGGAAGAACUGUCUAGGCUCGAGCAAGAUGCAGCCCCUGAUGGUUGGCAGUGUUUGUGGUCAAGGGGAUGGAAGAGAUAUUAUUAUUACAAUUCUGAGACUGGUGAAGUUCAGUGGGAAUAUCCUUAUUUGGGUGAUAGUGGCGCAGUGGAAGACGAUUCAAUGGACGCCAGUGAGGAACUUGUGGAGCAGCCUGGUUUACCAUGUUCAACUCAAGAAAAUAAAAAUAAUAAACGACCAGACUCUUCUCAUAAAGGAUGUGAUCAGAAGAAGAAGCAACUCUCUCAGCGUGCAUCUGUGUCCAAACAAAUAUAUGAACACCAUAAAGAUGGCAUUUCAGAUGACGGUGAUAAGUUGUCAGAUUCUGCUCCACUCCAUGUUUCACAUACCCAAGCACCACUUCCUGCAGAGAAUUCAUCCACUGCUGUGCAGUCAUCAGUACCUGAUCAUGGAACAGAUGUGAUGAAAGGAGAUGGUAGGGUUCAGCCUUUACCACCUGGAGUUGAUCAUCCAGAGCUCCCAUAUAUUAUUGCUGGUCCCCCUCCCCCUCCUCCUCCCCCUCCCCCACCUCCUCCUCCACCACCACCACCACCUACUUCUCCUCCUCCUCCACCAUCACCACCACCCCCACCCCCACCACCACCACCACCCCCAGCAUCACCACCACCCCCAGCAUCUGCACCACCACCAUUGCCACCGACACCUCCCCCUCCUUCUAUUUCAUCGCCUCCACCACCACCACCUCCUCCUCCUCCACCACCAUGUAUAUCUGUUUCUACUUCUUAUGUACAGUCUGCCCAUAUCAUGCCAGGUUAUGAUCCCACAACUGAAGAUUAUACAGACAUUGAUGGUGAAGAGAUGAUUGAAGAUGAUGAAUCACGCAGUAGCUCAACUGUACUAUCACAUGCUGAACUGUAUGCAGAUGAUAGUGCUUAUAUGCAUGGUGGUGGUCUUCCUCUCAUAUGCCCUUUAAAUGCUGUUGUUGAAUAUGGACCAAUGCCAUAUGUAGCAGAUCCUGUAGUUCCAGCAGCACAUGUCAUUGAGAAACCACCAGAAAAGACUUCUCUACAUGCAGAAAUUGAUUCAUUCUAUUCAGACCUGGCAUCUCUUGAACAAACAGCAGUUACAGCAUCGUCUGAAAAACACCAAAUGGGUGAGCAUACAGGUGCAGCCAGUGAGACUGAAAAGGAAUCAAUGAUAGCCCCUGCCACAAUAGAACCAACUUCUAGUGCUAAUAGCAAUGUUGGUGCUCUUACUGGUAGCACAGCACAUCAAAAAGUAUCUGCCCAUGUUGAAGGAAAAACUUCAGAGGCACCUAUAGGAGAAGUACGAAAGAAGAAAAAGCCAAAAUUAGCACCAGGAUUGUCACUAAAGAAGAAAGAUGUGUCGUCGCUCGUGGCUAAAUGGCAGAAACUUCAGGAGGAAGUUAGAAGAGACUAUAAAAAGCUUGGUGAUGAACUCAAAGAUAAAUAGCAGAUGUUCUGUGCCUAAUUUUGUCAUGGACUACUAAAAUGUUAAGCAGGGAGCAUUUAUAACAAAAUUGGCAAAUAACUGAAUUGUUAUAUAUUGUUACAAACUGUGCCAAUUUGCUUAAAUAUCAAACUGUUUUCAUUUGAUGUGAAAAUUUUCUGAGACAAUUUGAUACCCAAGUAAAUUUAUUUUUAAAAAAUAAUAUACUGUGAUAUUUUACUUGUCUGUUAGUUACUCAGGUUGUAUUAUUGACUGUACCAUACAGCAUUUUCUUAAGAUUUAUUUGUUACUUUAUUAUAAUAAAAUCAAGAAGGAUAAUUAUAAAUGAGUGUUUGAAUGAAGCUAUGCAGUGUUUGACAAAAUAAUGAGUAGAUGGUAUUGUCGUCAGAAAGGUGCUGCACAUGCCCAGAUUUUAUCAGCAUACUGUGUAAUUAUGUGCCCAUAUGUCACCACCAAGUGAGAUAUCCUACAGAUAAUGAACCUUCAGUACAAGAUUUCUCCUGAUUUCAUGAACAAUUACUAAGUUGUACUUUGUUGUCGUUUUUCUUUAUUUGAAAAUAAUGUCUUACAUGGCAGUUCAAAGAUUUUUUUAAAAGAAAGUAGAUUCAUGCUUUGGAAAAUUUCACACUUAGCCAUUCAUUCUUCUUUAAUGUAGGGUACACUUUUGCAGUUCUCUCAUAUUUUUUAACCAGUCUGUAAAUACAAAAUGUAUUGUGGGUUGUACUGACAGGCCUUCUGAACACCCACCUAGCAGUGUCUUAUAGUGGUUAAGGAUCUAGACUCGAAGUUUAUGAGAAGUGACAUUAAAAUGUCAUCUGGGCAGUCAGAUUUAGGUAUUCUGUGAUUUUCAUAAAUCGCUUCAGGUGAGCACUGUGAUGUUUCCUUUGAAAAGUAUAUUGUAAUUAUCCAUUCCCAUCCUUGUGCUCUCCACCUGCUCUUAUUCUUUAUGUAGGCUUUUAAUCCAUCUCUAAUAAACUUAUUGCAGAUGGGAGGUUAAAUAAUCCCAGACUUUCUUGAUUACCGUUGAUCUAGUAUGCCAUUUUUCAGCUGUAGAUGUACUCCUCAGAUGGUAUUAUACUUACUGCUUCAGUGCUGGUGUAAAACACUGUAUGACAGCAUUAUGUUUUCUUAUCAGGCAAUUCAUCUCUAACAGUCAAAUAGAACACAUUCUAUGACAUAGGAAUUCAUCCACAGAAAUGUUAACUGCAAAUUAAAGUAGCACAGACUACUUUUAUUUAAUAACAGUGGGUAUUUCAAGAGACUCUGAACAGCAAAAGUAAUGCCCAUUUUUGUUAAACUUUUUCUCUAAUUCUUCACAAGUCUCUGCAUAGUUUUCAUCUCCAUUCAUUGAAUAAUGAGACAAAAAUAUCUAUAGAUUUCGUCACAAAUUCCACAUUUUACAUACUUAGUCUUGAUAGAAAAUCAAUUAUGUAAUUAAUAAAUCCUGUGAUGAACUAUAUCUUCUUUAUGGUAAGAAUUUGACAUGUAACUUGACUUCAUGUGAUCGAGGCAAAGAUAGGAAUUGGGGAAGGGGGAUGGGAGGGGGGAAUUCUUCAUUUGCGCAACAGUAGUAGUAUUUUACAAGGUGUAAUAGGUCUCGUUUCCUUUAUCUUGUAGAGAUUACCAUUGUAUUCCAUGGGAGUUUUCCAAAUUAAUAAUUCCUUUAUUCAGUUUUCUUUGGGCUACAAUUGAUGCGUUAUGAAAAUUCAGAGUGUAAAAAUGGUUCAAAUGGCUCCGAGCACUAUGGGACUUAACAUCUAUGGUCAUUAGUCCCCUAGAACUUAGAACUACUUAAACCUAACUAACCUAAGGACAUCACACAACACCCAGUCAUCACGAGGCAGAGAAAAUCCCUAACCCCGCCGGGAAUCGAACCCAGACGCGGGAAGCGAGAACGCUACCACACGACCACGAGCUGCGGACAGAGUGUAAAAAUGAUUUGACAACAGGAGACUGGCAACAGUUCACAUAUAAUACAUAUUCUGGUACACCUUUAUUGAUAUUUUAUUGGUGUUUAAUUAGUGUUGUAUAUAAUGCAUACUAUAACAGUCACAAUAUCCACAUUUAGUUCUGUCUUGCCCACAUCCUGUUCAAUCCCCAUGAUAGAACUCUCAUAUUUUGUUAUGUGCUCCAGAGCACCAUUACAGAACUCUUUUUGAUACAAUGACACACUUCUGUUUGAUUAAAAAAAUGUUUCUAGAAGUACAGUGUUGUCAGUGCAAAAAUUAUGUUAUACAACAUUGUGUUGUAAAUGUAUUCAUGUACAGUCAUGAACUUCAAGCCCUCUCAAGCAAUAUUUGUCAUACAAUAUAAUAUUGAUUCCAGAAAGGGCAGUUUUCUAUAAUAUUCUUAUAUAGAUACUGAUUAUGGUUUUUAUGCCAUAACAGCGAUACUUUUUGUGGCCAAAAGUUUCAUUCAAGCUAUAGAAACUCUAUACCUAUUUUCAUUUAUGGAUUUCGUGCUUCCUGUUCCGUGACCUUUUUUAGUAUUGUUGUCUCAUAAAUGGCACUGAUAGCCAGGAGUCCCCACAUGGAGAAGUUCAGCCGCCGAGUUGCAAAUUGUUUCAGUUGAUGCCACAUUGGACGACUUGCAUGUUGAUGAUGAUGAAAUGAUGAUAAGUAUGAGCCAACAUCCAUUCCCCGAAUGGAGAAAAUCACCGACCUGACCAGAAAUCCAACCUUUGCCUGCUGCGUGGCAGUCAGAUGUGCAGACCACUCAGCUAAGGAGGUGGAUAUUGUAUCAUAAACAUUAUUUGUAUGCUGUUGUGAUUACUGUGAUUUAUUUAUUUAUUUAUUUAUUUUAAUUGUGUAGCUAAGCAUUUUUCCCAUCUGUUUUGCUUAAUUUUGCUUAAUCUCGACAAGGAAGUUCUGAAGUCUGUGUACUCAUACUGUUUUCAAAACUUUAUGCCAUUAUCAUUCUUUCUAACUAAAAUUAAUUGGCAUUUGAAUGUCAAGGAUUUAUCAUCAAUGAAUAGCUGCGGCUUUCAUUUUACUUACUAUAUGUAGCUUUUGCAAUUUGUGUUCACUAUAUUCUGAGGAUUUUUCUUUGUUUUAAUAAACCAGUAACUCAGGAUUAAUUUACAGAUGUAAUGUUAUCUGUAGAAGGAAUAUAGUAUUGUUAUCAGUGAACUUGUGCUCAGUGUACUAGUCACUACUUUUCCUUCAGAUGUCUGCUUGGUUGUCAGCACUCUGUUCCAAACCUCUCACAUAGAUAUGACUUGAAAGUACAGAUGAUCAAACACAAGAUUCUUUGUGUGUCAGACAGUGAUGCUGAUGUGGCUGCAGGUGAGGGCUUAAAAUUGCCUACCUUGGAAUAGUGAAAGAUGAUGAUAAUGUCAUUUUGUGGGUGUAUAAUUCUGUACUUCAGAGGGAUAGCCAGAGCAACCUCACAUUUUAUUUGUUGUUAUCAGUGCUUCUAGGUACAUAAUUUGUGAAGGCUACUGAAGACUCUCUGAAAUCCUAUUUUUGCUUGCAAUUGCACACACUGUUCAUUUAAUUACAGAUUGUGGGCACUAGUGUUUGUGUUGAUUGGUAAUCUGUGUUGCUGAUUGUGUUUAUGGGUCGAGUUUUACAUAAAACAAAAGUGAUGUAAGCCAUAUAAAUAGCACCAAUUGUGAAGAUGUGGCUGUGUCACACAGUUUUUACAUUUCUCAUGAUUUAGAAGAUUUAUGUUAUGAUUUUAAGAAGUAUUAUCAAAGGCUGCCAGUUGUCUUUGUAUUUAAAAUAUGCUCCUGUGUUUGUGCACUCAAUAUACUGCACACUGCAGAGUUGUUAUUCCUGUCCCUCUACUAAUAUUACGUAACUAUUCAUAUCUUCUGUGGGAGAAAAUACAGGUUACUUUUAGGCAUAUUCACUGUCAAUUCGUUUCCACAAAAUCAUUUAUGUGCUAGACAUUUGAUGUCUUCAUUUUGUUAAAACCAAUUAGGGCUUCUUUCUGAGUCUGCAUUUAGUGAAAGUUGCUGCCACACUAGUGUGUAAAAAAUUUCAUCUCACUUGUAUAUUUGUUCAUUGUGAACUGCUUCCAUUAUCAUUUUAUUCAUGCAGGUACCACAUCAGUGAUAACUGGGUUUAAAACUGCGAUUGCUUCAAUAACCACCUCCACUUUCAUUAGUGUAGUCUUAAUCUCCACAAUUGUUUUCAGAUUGGUAUCAUUUAAUUUCCAGGUGGUAUGCCUGACAUAUUGCAUCACAGCUGUUACUGUGACUCACAUUAUAUACUAAUAAAGACAGUCUGAAAAUGAAACAGUGCCAUUAUGUAAGUGAAAAUGGGUAUAAGGAAGAUACCAAAGAUGUUAAGAGGUGGUUAUGGAAACAACCUCAAUUUUAAAGCUAUUUUCAUGUAUUACAUGUGCGGUUUUUCUGUUUUCAUCAAAGAACAGGUGCGUGUAACUGUGUUUUAGGGAGACAGAUUGGUGUAAGAGCUCACAUCGGCCAAAUUUACAAUAAUGUUUACAUACAUUAGUGGGGCACAGUGACCUAAAUACCUCUUAGGUAUGAAACUUUCUGGCAGAUUAAAACUGUGUGCCAGACCGAAACUCAAACUCGAGACCUUUGCCUUUUGCGGAUAGUGCUCUACCAACUGUGCUACCCGAGCACGACUCACGCCCUGUCCUCACAGCUUCACUUCUGCCAGCAUCUCGUCUCCUACCUUCCAAACUUCACAGAAGCUCUUCUGCAAACCUUGCAGAACUAGCACUCCUGGAAGGAAGAAUACUGUGGAGACAUGGAUGUGCCACAGCCUGGGGGAUGUUCCCAGAAUGAAAUUUUCACUCUCCAGUGGAGUGUACACUGAUAUGAAACUUCCUGGCAGAUUACAACUGUGUGCCAGACCGAGACUCGAACUCGGGACCUUUGCCGAUGAAAGGCAGUAGAUAGACCUGCACAAAAGAAAUUCCUUGAUUUGCAUUUUUGGAUAUGUGGUUAUUCAGCUUCCUAAUAUGCUUUUUGAUAAGUAACAUGUUUAUCUACAAAAUAAUUGUUAAUUGUUGAACCUAUCUAAACUAUAAUUUAUCAAUCCACAUAAUUAUCUAUGUGGCCUGUGGUCUUCUUCUGGAAUACACUGUUUAGAGAUUGUAUAAAGGGCACAGAGAACCUACUUAAUCAUAUAAAUAGGAAAAAUACAUUCAGAAAUUUAUUACAUCUGAAAAGAGAGAAUAUAGGCUGGCCUGCACUUAACUUCAGGAAAUGUAACUCACUCUAUAAUCAGUAGACACAUUUGAAAAUAAGUAAGCACUAAUCCCGGCUUUCUGAAAAACAAGUUCGUUUUUUAGAUCAGAAUAGAGGAGAUAGUUUGGGGAGGUUGGCGAGAGGAUCAACACACUCAGAACCCUGGGUAGCAGAAAACCACCUUACCUUUGGAGGGAAGAAGGGAAAGAUGUAAUAUUGCAUUUUCAGAGAAGGGUUACAGCUACAAUUUGUGCAGUGAUUGAAGUUGCAUACCUAAAGCUCCUACAUUGUGUAAUCUGUAGCAAUACAGUUUCACUGUAAAAAAAAUUAUUUACUAUACCUGAGUAAACUAGUAGCAACAGUGGCAGCAUAAUAUUGCAAUUCCUAUAAUUUAUCAGAUACUUUUUUAUUGAAGCAUUCAAAAUUGCAAAACUUUCAAUGAUUAUUAAUGAUUUCGCUAUCAUAGCUACAUCCAGUUCACAGUGUGUAAUAAAAACAAUGCUACGGUAUUAGUACUGAAUGGUAACAAACUUUCUGAUAUGUUACAUUGCGCAAUGUAUGGACAUAUUUUAAUGAUGUGAUGGGAAGCAACUUUGAAAAUCAUUUUGUAUCGGUAUAUUACAAUUGAAGUCCAUUUUCCUCUCCAAAGUCAGAUUUUUCUUUGUUGUUUCAGUAUUCAGUUACAUAAGAAAGAACAUUACUGUAACUAACUAUGAUGUUAUAUUACAAUUGAAGUCCAUUUUCUUCUCCAGAGUCAGAUUUUUCUCUGUUCUUUCAGUAUUCAGCUACAUCAGAACAUUGCUGUAACUAACUAUGAUAUUUUUAAAUAAAUCAACUUCCUGGGAAAUUUGUGAAACAUGUCAGAGAUGAUGCAGUAAAUUUAAUUGUAUCUUUUCUUUCUCAAUUAGAUAACAGUCAAAUUUGAUAUUGAUUAGUAUGAAACCUGAAGUUUAUUUUAAUGUAUUUAUAGUUUUUUCUGUUAAUUAAAAAUUAUAUCUUACAUAAAUUUCUAUUAUGUUGUAGUAGUAAUGUGACUAAAAUUUUUUAAAAAGGAAGAAAUUCUCACAUGGUGACAUUGGUGCAACAUCCACAGAUUGUUCAUGAAAUUAUACCAAGUGUUGCAGAAUUUGGCAAGUUCAUAUUAAAUAUGAAAUUAAAAUCCAGAAUUUUUUAAAUUUCAGUUCAAUUUUGCUUUGCUGUGGCAUUAAAAAACUACCAUACACUUUCUGUCAUAACAAUUGCUAGUCAUUUUGUACCAUAACUUAACCUGUUUUAGCACACUGCAUUUGCUUCCAGAAACAAACCUUUUUUUUUUUUCAGUGUGGAUGUCAAUAUGUUUUGUACGCAAUUCAGUGUUACUCACUUUGUUAUUUAUACAUUAUAAUGGAGCAAAAAAACUUGUUCUACAAGUGUUAUUAGCUUCUGUGUGAUCUCAUAACUUCUGCUACGUAUGGAUAAUGCAAAAUAAUAAUGUCUUAUGAUUUUUCUGUAUAUUUUCUAAUGUGAAAGUCUCAGCACUUACUCUGGUACUUGGGCUCAUAUAAGAAAGUAAGUACCAUUUGUGAACCCAACAUUCAUGUUCAAGUUUUUCUGCGGACACACUAUUUUUGUAACAUUUUAAAUUUUUGUACCAUUGUAUAUACAAGUACUUCAAAGAACACAGUGCCUGAAUAGUUGUAACUAGUUCAUCCUGUUUAUUAGAUAUAUUUUGUACUAAAACAUUUUUUACAGAUUCUAAAAAAUAAGAAAUUGUUAUUAAAGCGUAAUUUAUUCAA